GGAUAGUCCCGGGAAAUGGCCGGCUCUGAUUGGCUGGGUUGCUUUGGUAGCAGCUGCACGGCACUGGCGGAGGGAAGAAAAGAGCAAAAAAGGAAAAUAACAAGCACAAGUUCCAAGCCAAGGGUCCUGCGCUAGUGGAGCGGCUUUUGCUGUCGAUUACCGGUCCCGAUGGUCGUUCCGGCUGCCCGAUAUGCUUUCUAUAUAAUUCGCCAGCAUCGUUUCCCUCCAACCGGUUUCGACUGAUGUCUACAAGGAGCUCACAAGUUCCAGCACCUGCCGGUAACUUACCGCACACGGCUCCACCCACCCAUUCCUAUUAGCAGGACGAAGACAUACUCCUCGGCCGUGCUCAUGUCGUCCUACGACCACGCCCAUCUGGCCGCCUCACUUGAGGCGGCUAGCCAAGGGUUACCAACCACGAAGGUGGGCGUUUGGGUGCUUGGACUAGUCACUACGCUUGUUGUUUACGGCGUAGGACUUGCCGUCUACAGGCUGUGGUUCCACCCCCUUAGCAAGAUUCCCGGGCCCUGGUAUAUGGCCAUUUCCGCCAUCUUCGCCUCGUACCAGAACGAUAUUAUGGGCGAAUUAGCGGUUAAAGCCAGGUCCCUGCACGAGAAGUAUGGCGACAUCGUGCGCAUUGGUCCGGACUGGGUGAUGGUCGACGGCAAAGUCGGAUUCGCAGACGUCCUCGCCCGCCGCGUCGGCGGCGACGCCACCGAGUUCCGAAAGUGGCCUGGCAGCGCCGGACCGGGCGGUCACCUCGGUAUCAUCGGCGCCCCGAACUUCGACACACACCGUCGGCAGCGGCGCAUGCUGUCCCACGCAUUUAGCGCCGCGGCCCUGAAAGAGCAGGAGGACCUCAUCUUUUACUACAUCGACCUUUUCAUCAACCGGUUGUCCGAGAUCUCUGCUGAGGGGAAACCUUUGGAUCUUGUUAAAUGGCUCAACUUUGCUACCUUUGACAUCAUUGGAGAUCUUGCCAUCGGCGAGUCUUUCCGCACUCUCGAGUCGAGCAAGAGUCACUAUUGGAUUAAAAAUGUCUUUAGCUCAUUCACGGGGGUUAGCAGGCUCCGCUUUCUCGGAACCAUCAGCAGCCUCCUAGUUCCGAUCGGUUUCCUUCUGGACACGGACGGCAGCAUUCAACGCAUGUUUAAGAACAAGGAAUACGGCGCCGAGAAAGCCAAGACCCGUAUACAGCUCGGCGUCGAACGGCCGAAUACCGGCAACCCCAAGUAUAGCGUCGAUGGCAAGCCCAUAGUAACAAUCAGCCGCGACUUUGUAACCUACAUGCUUGGGAAGAAAGAAGGAGCCCAGGAACGCCUUACGGAUGAGGAGAUUUUUGAGAACGCCAACACUUUGAUCGUCGCCGGCAGCGAAACUACGGCGACGAACCUGUCGAGCGUGUUUUACCUGCUUGCACACCCCGAAAACCGCCACGUCCUCAAGAACAUUACGGACGAGGUUCGUUCAAAGUUCCAGAAGGAGGCCGAUAUCACUUUCCAAACCGUCGAUUCGAAGGCUCUGCCGUAUGUGCACGCCUGCAUUGAAGAGGCCCUCCGCAUCCACCCUCCGGUCGCCGUCCCCAUGCCACGCAGGUCGCCUGGAGCCAUUGUUGGUGGAAAAUAUAUUCCUGAGGGCACCAAGAUCCACGUCAUGCAGUACGCCACAUCCCACAACCCCGACAGUUUUGUCGACCACGGCAGGUAUCACCCCGAGCGCUUCCUGCAGCCGGACCACCCUCUGUACGACGCUCGUUUCAAGAGCGAUGACAUCCAGGCCUUCCAACCAUUCAACUACGGGCCGCGGGACUGCAUCGGCAAGAACCUGGCAUACGUCGAGAUGCGCGUCAUCGUGGCCCGCGUCCUGCUCCGGUUUGAUAUUGAGCUCACCCCCGAGACACCGCUCAACUGGCUCGACCAGCGCGCUUUCAUCGUCUGGCAGAAGCCACCGAUGAUGGUGAAGCUCACGGAGCGCAAGGGCAUUGAGCUUAAGGCGUAAUCAGAUCGGACAUCGCUCCCCUUGUCCUCGGCGAGUAGUGACGCCGGUAUCGGAGACGGUGUACUUGCUUGGAAGUGGCUGUGUGCUGGGCCUUCGCGGUGGGUGUGAGGAUGGGAUGGAAUGGGUUUAAUUCUUAAAUUAACGUGCUUUCUGGCUUUAAAGGCAUUUCCUUUCCCUAUUGAGAUAUAAUACACCACUCUCUUUUGCCUAUGUGGAACACCAUCCCGG
Molecule: messenger RNA, 2226 nt
Organism: Gaeumannomyces tritici R3-111a-1
Lineage: Eukaryota; Fungi; Ascomycota; Sordariomycetes; Magnaporthales; Magnaporthaceae
Exons: 5
Coding region: 352-1998 (548 amino acids)
Molecular function (GO): iron ion binding; oxidoreductase activity, acting on paired donors, with incorporation or reduction of molecular oxygen; monooxygenase activity
Source: RefSeq, a predicted model, not a curated record